Talaromyces stipitatus ATCC 10500 is the source of this 3366-nucleotide messenger RNA. RefSeq names its product acylglycerophosphoethanolamine acyltransferase, putative. The record is from RefSeq and is a predicted model, not a curated record. The coding region runs from base 1 to 3366 and encodes 1121 amino acids. NCBI's taxonomy places the organism in Eukaryota, Fungi, Ascomycota, Eurotiomycetes, Eurotiales, Trichocomaceae. The transcript has 4 exons.
AUGCCUGCAAUCGAUUUUGAAAGUCAAUCCAUGCCUAGUGGUCAUGAAUUCCAUCGACCUCUAUUCCAAGUAUCUCGAGAUUUCCCGAAGGACCCUUCAAUGCUCAAGACACUUCCUAAUCUAAUAGAUUUCAACGCCGAACACAAUCCAGACCAUCUCUUCGCUCUUCAAGAGGUACGAAUUGGAGGGAAACAGUUACAUCUAGUAAGAAUCAAUUUCCGUGACUUGAAAUCUGCGACAAUUGGCUGUUCCCUUUUUCUCCGGAAAUCACUUUUUGGAGCCCAAAAACACUAUGACGGUGCAGAUAAUGAGCACCGGUCUUCAAAGAAACCAGUAGCGUUGUUCCUUGAGAGCGAUGUGACACUCUUUGUCUAUCUCGCUGCUCUAUUAUACCUUGAUAUUCCUGUCUUAAUGCUAUCAAUUCGAUUAAGUCCCGUCGCCAUCGCCCAUCUUUUGAACGUUUGUUCUGCACAAGCCAUCAUUGUGUCGAAAAGAACUCAAAGUGCCGCCGAACAAGCAUUAAAUGGCACAUCAAUGGAGCAGCAAGAGGCCACCAUUCAACGGAUUCCUUCAAUUCCAUAUGAAAACUUACUAGACCUGGGCAAGGCUGAAAGUAAUGAAGUCGUUGAAACCCCGAACCCUUCUUCCGAUGAGAUAGGAGCUUUGAUUCUUCAUUCAUCUGGGACUACUGGGCUGCCCAAACCGAUCUCCUUGGUACAUCGAUACUUACUCGGUUAUGCGGCUUGUCAUCGUUUAGAACCUGAGGAAUGUAACAAUCACGUAAACGUUUCCACUUUGCCAAUGUAUCACGGUUUUGGUCUUCUUGCCCCGUGCCUCAGUCUUUCAACGGGCAAGGCCUGCUGUUUCCUUUCGGGAAGCACCAUCCCUUCUGCGUCGUCUGUCGUUGAACUAAUCAAUCGGUCCGGUGCAUUUUCGCUAAUGACUGUGCCAACUAUACUUGAAGAAAUGAUUUCGAGUGAAAAUUACUGGAAGUCACUGAUCGGACUAGACUUUGUCGCCGUCGGUGGUGGGGCCAUCAAGUCUUCGAUUGGGGAGCAGUUGGUCUCCAAUGGCGUGAAGCUCCUGAACCAUUACGGUGCUACCGAGAUUGGUGCUAUAGCUCCUAUUUUCUGUCCUGGAAAAGACUACGAUUGGCAUUAUCUCCGUCUGCGAACGGAUAUGGGACUUGAGGUCAAUGAGGUCGAACAGAAGGGUAAAAAUGGCGAGACACUGUAUCAACUUACUGGCUUCCCCUUUGGAUGGGGCAAACCAUUCCCAGUUCAGGAUAUUCUAGAGCUUCGUCCCAAUUCUAAGCAUACUGAGGUCAAGGUUUUGGGAAGAGGGGAUGAUCUUAUUGUUCUUUCCACGGGCGAAAAGGUUCGCCCUCAGCGGCUCGAGGAAGCGCUCUUAUCCACGGGUCUUGUCAAAGUAGCUGUUGUCUUUGGAGAACAUCGCCCUGAAGUUGGUGUUAUUGUGGAGCCAGUGCAGCCUCUGGCGAAGGAAGAGCAUCCAUCUUUUGUCGAAGCAAUUUGGACUGUUAUCCGAAGUGAGAACCUGCAACUGGAUCGACAUGCUCGCGUGCCUUCAAAGACGAUGAUCGUGAUUAAACCUACUGCAAAAGUAGUGCCACGAUCCGACAAAGGAUCCGUUAUGCGCAAACAGACCUACGAAGUAUUUAAGGAUGAGAUCGAAGCUGCUUAUAGAUAUAGUAGUAACGGAAAGGAAGAAGGGGAUAUCAACCUAGCGUCUGAGCAGAGUCAGCUUGAGCGUGACCUAAAAUCUAUUAUUCAACGAUGUGUCCAAGAUCGAAUUGCAGAUCCGUCAUCUUGGGAUGUGAACGAUGACUUCUUUUCCAGGGGUAUGGACUCUUUAGAGGCAACUCGGCUCGCUCGAAUACUCGAAAACGUUCAGAAUAAGACAACUUUCCCAGCCCUCCUCAAUGGCCAAGUCAGCCCCCAAUUUAUCUACCAAAACCCUAGUGUCCGAGCAUUAGCAAAGGCUCUCCUAGAGGGCACCACCUCUUCCUCACCACCUGUGAACACAGCAUCUCGGACCAUACAGCUGAUGAAAGCGUUGGCUACUCAAUUUUCGUCUUCUGCUAGCUCAGUCGAUCCCUCAGAAAGGAAGUUGACCGUGCUUUUGACCGGCUCAACUGGCCAUCUUGGGGCUUAUCUACUACAGGGGUUAUUACAAGCAGCAAACGUCGAGCAGAUCAUAUGUUUCAAUCGUUCUCGAAAAGAAUAUCUCGACAAGCCUUUUUCAGUAGUGACGACAUCUACCGAACAUGAGCUUCGUUCUCUCCAACUGGAAGCCAAUAGCAGAAGUGGCAUCACUCUUGGCGAGAACUCGUGGCGUAAGAUCCGAUUCUUACCUUCCAACCACAUCGAUAAACCCAAUCUGGGGCUACCUGAAUCCGAAUAUGGUCACCUCAAGAAGACGGUUACUCAUAUCAUUCACAACGCCUGGCCCAUGGAUUUUCAGAGAACAUUGCUAUCAUUCACACCACAAAUCCGCACCGUGCACAACAUGAUUGACUUUGCGGUAGACUGCCAUUUUACUCAGCGACCUUGCUCACCAGCUCUUAACCCACAACUGUUGGUCUUGUCUUCCAUCGCAGUUUGCGCACGCAGCAAGUCAGGUCCAAUCAUUCUCGAAGCACCAAUUACCGACCCCAGCAGUCCUGCGCCUUUCGGCUAUUCACAAGCAAAAUGGGUGUGCGAGAAUGUGUUGAUUGAUGGCAUGAAUAACUUUGGGGAUAAAGUCCAGCAUACAAUCGUUCGCUUGGGCCAGCUCACGGGGACCACAGAGUCAGGCGUGUGGAAUGCAAACGAGCAUUUUCCAGCCAUGCUUAAGGCGUCUCAAAUAGUCGGAUCGCUUCCUGAUUUGACUGGUACAUACUCCUGGAUUCCAAUGGACAUUGUCGCCAAAUCCAUACUUGAAAUCCUUCUAAACAGUAGCAUUAGCAGACCUCGCAAUGCAAUAUACCACAUCGAAAACCCAAUAAGACAACCAUGGCAACCUCUUAUCUCAGCUCUUGCCGUCAAAUUGAACCUGACGAUCGAAGCGACGAGUGCCAAUCCGAUAAUACCUUUCGACACUUGGUUAGAGAAAGUCUCCAAGACGAUGGCGGCGGCGGCGGUCAAUGAUGACACUCAGCCCAAAAAAGAGGAUGAUGACCUGGAAUUCCUCAAGCAUCUUCGGACAUUUCUGGAAACGGAUUUUCGUGCUCUUUCGGGUGGAGGUGUUAUUCUUGAUACGGCUGAGGCUCGCAAGGUAUCGCGAUCUCUGCGGACAUGUAAUGGCGUCGGGCUUGAUUUGGUGGAUAAAUACAUUGCUUAUUGGCGCAAGUGCGGUUUGUUGAACUGA